Molecule: messenger RNA, 915 nt
Organism: Penicillium cataractarum
Lineage: Eukaryota; Fungi; Ascomycota; Eurotiomycetes; Eurotiales; Aspergillaceae
Exons: 5
Coding region: 1-915 (304 amino acids)
Source: RefSeq, a predicted model, not a curated record
AUGCGUAGUCAUGCAAACCAAGCACUAACUGCGGCUUUGGAUUUAUCGCUUCAUAGCCUUGAUGAAACGUCAACAGAGGCGGAGCGCCGGACAUGGUGGACUGCGAUGCUGGUUUCGUAUUUAUCGUCUAUCGACCACCAAGCCCCGUGGUCAUUAUUCCUAGAAGCUGAACAAGGGCUAAUGUCCGUUCCGGAGCUCUUGAACGAGACUUCAGGGGACCUUUUGAUGAGCAACUCAUCAUCUGAUUCUCCUGCGGAAAUCACGCGAAUUCAAUCACAUCUUUCAAGCCUGAUUAAGAAGUCUAAUCUUCUUUCGCGCCUCCCGUGCAAGGAAGGGCCUGACGCUUUUGCCUUGAGGAACAUGCUGUCAAUUUCAACGCUUUUUAUUCAUUGUGCUCGCAUACGAUUACAUCGAGCUCGUGCUUUCAUGGAUAUUCCCAUGUUUUUGAGGAAAUACUGCGACCUUUCUGGAAUCGAAGACCAAGGAACAAGCACGGUUACGUCCAUGUAUUCCGACGAUCGCGACUCAAACUUCCCCUUUACAAAAGAGGAAUCAUCUCUCACCUGCCUCAAAUCUGCACUAGCAAUAUCUCGUGGCAUCGAAAGCCUGACGCAGGCUCCAUCAAGUCCAGACCUUUCCCAGUGGGCAAAUGUCGACAAUGCAGCAAUGACAGAUGACCCAGUGGCCGCGUUAGUGUCAGGGAAUUUAGCAUCAUGUCAUUACCUUCUCAAUAACCCGGAGGCGGACUCGGAGAUUCAAGAUACAGAACGGUCAAUGCGGGAGAUUCGACAUGGACUUCAGUCAAUCCUUGGCUCAAUGAGAGCGGCUCAGAUGUUUGAAGGUGUGGAUAGCAUGAUGAGAGAGGUUCACAUUGCGUGCAAAUUGGCCUUUGGGGCGUUUAACUCUGAUUCUUAA